Messenger RNA from Cheilinus undulatus (humphead wrasse), 1974 nucleotides. RefSeq lists its product as uncharacterized. The record is from RefSeq and is a predicted model, not a curated record. The transcript has 12 exons. Lineage: Eukaryota; Metazoa; Chordata; Actinopteri; Labriformes; Labridae. The coding region runs from base 52 to 1974 and encodes 640 amino acids.
GUCAUUUUAUUGUUGUAAUUUUGUUUUUGCCUGUCUGUAUCAAACAGAACCAUGAAACACAGCACAGCUCUGCUCCUGCAUUUCCUCCUGGGCUCAUGUUCAGCCUACACUUACCAAAAUGUGGCCAUAAGUGGAAAAGCAACCCAGUCAACCCAGGCUGACAGUGCAUAUGCAAUGGCCGGCAACGCCAUAGAUGGAAACCGGGAUCAUGACUCCAACUCUGGAUCAUGCUCAAGCACUUCAUCACAGACCAACCCCUGGUGGACAGUAGACCUGCUGGAGUCCUACAUGGUCACCUCCCUCAUCAUCACCAACAGAGGAGACGGCUCUUCAGAGAAACACGAAGAUGCCAUGAUUCACAUUGGAAACUCUUUAGAUUACAAUGGACUAGAUAACCCACUAGUUGGGAAAAUUAUGGUUAUAACUGGCAAAUUUUCAGAAAUUUUCUUACCCAAACCUGUGGAGGGACGUUAUGUGACUGUGAUUGUGCCUGGACGUGAAAAGACCCUUAGCCUCUGUGAGGUGGAAGUGUACGGAUACCGUGCACCAACAGGAGAGAACCUUGCACUCAAAGGAAAAGCCACACAGUCAUCACUUUAUGACAUGUAUGGCAAUGCAUACAAUGCCAUUGAUGGGAAUCGGCACAAUGUCCGGAGUGAUGGGUCCUGCUCUACCACCAAACAAGAAUCUGACCCCUGGUGGCGACUGGAUCUGAUAAAAACCCAUAAAGUGUUUUCUGUUAAGAUCACAAACCGCAGAGAUGGCCGGUACUCCCCACGACUGAACGGAGCAGAGAUUCGUAUUGGAGAUUCUCUUAUCAACAAUGGCAACAGCAAUCCCAGGUGUGCUGUGAUUGAAAACAUCCCAGCGGGUGCCACUGAGGAAUUCCAGUGUAAUGGGAUGGAUGGUUGCUAUGUUAACAUUGUUAUCCCUGGUAGACAAGAGCACCUGACCCUGUGUGAGGUGGAGGAUUAUGGCUCUGAUGAAACUGGCUCCAAUCAUGUGCUGUCCACGGGAACCAUGAAACACAGCACGGCUCUGCUCCUGCAUCUCCUCCUGGGCUCAUGUUCAGCUUACACUUACCGUAAGACAGAAAACGUGGCCAUACGAGGAAAAGCAACCCAGUCAACCCAGUAUCUCCAUGGAUAUUCAACGGCCAGCAAUGCCAUCGAUGGAAACCGGGAUCCUGGCUUCUACUCUGGAUCAUGCUCGAGCACUUCCUCACAGACUGACCCCUGGUGGAGAGUAGACCUGAUGGAGUCCUACAUCGUCACCUCCCUCAUCAUCACCAACAGAGGAGACGGCUGUGCAGAGAGACUCGACAAGGCCCAGAUUCACAUUGGAAACUCUUUAGAUAACAAUGGAGUAGCAAACCCACUGGUUGCAGUGAUCCCUCAUAUUCCAGCUGGCACGUCUUUAAAAAUUCCCUUAACCAAACUUGUGGAGGGACGUUAUGUGACUGUGACUCUGACAGGACAUGGAAAGAUCCUUACCCUCUGUGAAGUGGAAGUGUACGGAUACCGUGCACCAACAGGAGAGAACCUUGCACUCAAAGGAAAAGCCACACAGUCAUCAUUUUUUGACGCACGAGGCAUUGCAUACAAUGCCAUUGAUGGGAAUCGUCAAAGUGUCCGGCUUGAUGGGUCCUGCACUCACACCAAACAAGACUUCAAUCCCUGGUGGCGAGUGGAUCUGACAAAAACCCAUAAAGUGUUUUCUGUUAAGAUCACAAACCGCAGAGAAACCCCGUCCGCCCUACGACUGAACGGAGCAGAGAUUCGUAUUGGAGAUUCUCUUGCCAACAAUGGCAACAGCAAUCCCAGGUGUGCUGUGAUUAAAAACAUCCCAGCGGGUGCUACUAAGGAAUUCCAGUGUAAUGGGAUGGAUGGUCGCUAUGUUAACAUUGUUAUCCCUGGUAGACGGGAGUUCCUGACCCUGUGUGAGGUGGAGGUUUAUGGCUCUGUCCUGGAUUAG